UCGUGCGCUGGUGAAUCUUCUGAGGGUCAAACUUCUCUAUCCUAUCUUCGGUGACGAUUCGAGGCGGGGCACUUUUGACCGAUUCGGGAAGCAAACGACAUAGGUACUAGAUUACUACAUGGGACCGGGGUACCUCACUGUGUUGUCGAUAACGCUGAUCUCUCGCCUACGUUCGCCCUUUACAGUUUGAUUUUUCCCGGAUUGAUCCAGUUCGACUAACCAGUCCGUUUGAUUUUCCGUAACAAAAGAGAUCCUCCUGGUCGAACAAUCGCCGGCCGCCCUCAUGUCCUAUCCGCCAUCCGGGAGCACCGCCUUGUCCGCCCCGGGCAAGGUCCUUCUUACCGGUGGUUACCUCGUUUUAGACCGCAAUUACACGGGGACGGUAAUCGCACUUGAUGCCAGGAUCCACGUUAUCGUUCAGCAAUUGAGAAGAGGUCAUCGACGUGGUGCAUCAUUCAGCUCAGUGAAAGGGGGUUUCGAUACGGAGACAGUCGAGGAUGGAAGUGCUGUGGACGACAAGGAUAAAGAAGACGUAGUGGUUGUACGUUCGCCGCAAUUUGUCAAUGCUGUGUGGGAGUACGGUAUACAGCGUUGCGAGAAUGGAGGCGGAAUCAAAGUGAUCCAGAAGAACGAGGGGCGUACCAAUCCGUUCGUCGAGACUUCUCUCAACUACGCUCUCACCUAUAUCAGCUAUGUGGCCGACUCGAAGGACUUUGGAUCCCUCUCCGUGACAAUCCUGGCUGACACUGAUUACUACUCCGAAACCGCCUUUUCUAGGGCUUCCGAGUCCCCUGGAAGAUUCGUAAACUUCGGUGUUCCCCUCCAUGAGGCUCACAAGACAGGACUAGGUUCCUCUGCAGCUCUAGUAACCGCCCUGGUAUCGUCACUGGUCAUUCACCGCACCCUACAGCCGGACGACCUUGGAGCUGCUCGUGACAAGCUUCAUAACUUGGCACAGGCUGCUCACUGUGCCGCUCAGGGUAAAGUGGGAUCUGGAUUUGAUGUGGCUGCUGCUAUCUAUGGCUCUUGCCUAUAUCGUCGAUUCUCCCCAAGCAUUUUAGAAUCCGUCGGCGACGCCGGUUCACCUGGAUUUGAAGAGCGGCUGUUCGCAGUUGUGGAGGACGCCGACCCUAAACACCCGUGGGAUACAGAGUGCCUGGAUUUCGGGAUGCGCCUUCCUCGAGGUAUGCAGAUGGUCCUGUGCGACGUCGAGUGCGGCUCGAAUUCCCCUUCCAUGGUCAAGAAAGUGCUCGAAUGGCGAAAACAAAACCAGCAGGAAGCCGAUCUUCUGUGGGCUGCCCUCCAGUCGAACAACGAACGGCUCUGCCUUCAGCUCAAGCAGCUAGCUCAGAGUCCUGACCAAGAAUCGCUCGAAGACUUCAAUGAUGUCCGCAACCUCAUCCAGCGCUCCCGCAAUCACCUUCGGAGCAUGACCCGCAAGGCGGGAGUACCCAUUGAGCCGCGUGUACAGACGGAACUGCUUGAUGCAGUGUCAGCCAUUGACGGAGUGAUUGGAGGUGUGGUUCCUGGCGCGGGAGGUUAUGAUGCGAUUGCUGUCUUGAUCCGCGAUGACCAGGAGGUGCUUAGAAAGUUAAAUGAGCUCUUUGAGAACUGGGAGAGUAAGGUGGAGGACGACUUCGGUGGCAAGAUCGGGACUGUCCGGCUCCUCGGUGUGCGUCACGGCUCAGAUGGAGUCAAAAACGAGCUUCUCGACCAGUAUGCCGGCUGGCUUUGAGUCGACAGCUCUAUCCACAUGCUCGCCAUGCACAACUACUAACCUAAGUAGAUACGACAUUCGAGAGGUACCGUCUAAGUUGACAAAAAAUGGUUAUCUGACCCAGCAUACAUUACACCUGAUCUCAGCGCUAGUAUCUAUUCUCUGCUUUCUUCCCUUCUAUCCCCUCUGUUAGCCCAAGCAUUCCGUUACGAGCGAUGCCAGUGAUGAAAAGCAUUUCUAAUCUAAGCACGAUCAUGACCAUUGCAUCUAAGAUAGCAUAUACAAGAUUG
This is a messenger RNA of Aspergillus pseudonomiae, 2007 nucleotides long. It is a transcript of the gene erg8, whose product is annotated as phosphomevalonate kinase. The coding region runs from base 284 to 1735 and encodes 483 amino acids. Gene Ontology annotation, biological process: isopentenyl diphosphate biosynthetic process, mevalonate pathway; ergosterol biosynthetic process. Gene Ontology annotation, molecular function: ATP binding; phosphomevalonate kinase activity. Lineage: Eukaryota; Fungi; Ascomycota; Eurotiomycetes; Eurotiales; Aspergillaceae. The record is from RefSeq and is a predicted model, not a curated record. The transcript has 3 exons. Gene Ontology annotation, cellular component: peroxisome.